AGCAACAACAGCCACCGCAGCAACUUAUUCACACAUCUCUCCGCAUUUCUUCUUCAGCAAAAAACCCGCACUCGCGCGCGUGAGCUGGAUAAACGAGCAAAGAAAAACGCAGCACUUCUUGUCAACACAACAGUAAUCCAAAGGAAUCUCCCCAAAACACAAGCAAACAAACAAACAACCUAACGAACGAAAAUAUGAAAGGUAUCGGCCGUCAGUCUUUCCUGGUCGUGUUCGACUUCGACCACACCAUCGUGGACUGCAACACGGACGAGGUGAUCCCCACCGCCCUGGGCCGCCGUGACGAGCUGAUGAGUCUGAUCAAGGAGAAAGACCGCAUGCAGUGGACGAAGCUGAUCGACACGAUCAUCGCUCCCUUCUCGAAGGAUGAGUUGGUGAAGGCGGCGCACGACAGCGUGACGCUUGACCCCAAGAUGCCAGACGUGUUCCAUUACCUGGUGCAGGCGCAGAAGCAGUACGCGCUGCCGGCUGCUGCCGUAGCAGCAGCGGAUUCGAAGGAUAUCCGUGCGACGGCGGUGCAGGACAACAUGCCGAGCUUUCUGGAGAUCAACAUCGCCAGCGACGCAAACCUGCUCUUUAUCGAUGCCGCCUUGGAUGCCCGGUUGCCGUUUGUGAAGGAGCACCUCUCGCAGAUCCACUGCAAUCCUUACUAUGAUUUGACUGCCCCGGGCGUGGACCGGAACGCGGGUCUUGAGGUCUGCUACGGCGCCAACCGGCCAGCGCGGAGCACGAACGUAAACGACGAGGCAGAGCGCGACGCGACGCACAACGCGGGCCGGCAGCGCAAGUCCCGCGUGUGCUGGUAUGAGCCGUACGGGCACCAGUGUGAGUGCUGCAUGGCCGGCGGCAAGCCGAACAUGUGCAAGUCCCGCAUCAUCGAGCGGCUGCUGCAGACCACCACGCUCAUCGACCCGACGAUCAUCUUCGUCGGCGACGGCGGCAACGACUACUGCCCGAUUCUCAACGUGCUGCGUCCGCGGGACUACAUGUUCGCCCGUCGCGACUUCCCCGUCCACCACAUCCUCUGCGGUGUGGCGAAGAACCCGGCGGGGGCGGGGGACAUCGGCGGGUGCUGCCACAUCGGCCUCUGGAAGGAUGCGGGGGAGCUGAGGGAGCUCUUCCAACUCGCCCUCGAGCACCCGGCGGCGCGGCUGCCAACGCUGGCGCGCUUCCGCGACGUCUCGGCGAAGGAGUUCCGCUCCGUCACCAUGGCGAAGCGCAUCCCUGCGGUGCUGAAGCGAACCUUAGAGGAGAGCGGGAACGUGGCGGUGACCUCGGCGCAGGGACAGGCGCGGGUGCGGGAGUUAAUCCUCAACGCGGAGAGGGACGGCUUCGUGCCGCCGCUGCCGGGGCAGGCGCACGUCGCAGGCUGGCUGCGCAACUACGCCUACGUGACGGAGUACGACAACGCCGAUGCCGCUGUGGUGCACGACGUCGCGAAGCGCGUGGGCGGGGCGCCGGACGGGGCGCCGGCGGACAUCAUCGCACCGCGGUGGGGCCAGAUGCCGUGGCUGCACGGGGAAAUCUACUUCUACCACCUUCUGUGGCAGUAUUUAAUGCUGCGCGACGGUGACGAGAACACUGGCGCGAAGGCGGACAGUGCCGCUGCUGCUGCUUUUGAUGAGCCCCCACUCAACGUGAUUACGGCACACGCCUUUAGCAACCCCCUCUCCUCGCAGGAGUGUCAGGUGACCACCACACCGGGUCUUGUGAGCCCGCCGGUGGUUCCGCAGCAGAGCGCUCGUCAGUACGCCUCGCUGGUGUGCAACCCGGAAUUGGUCGCCGACGGCGUCGUCGUGCGCCGCGUGCACGCCGAUGCGAAGGAAGGUGUGCCGGCCAAGCAGGUGCCCUACGCGGACAUGCUGAAGCAGCCCAGCGGAUGUGUGCUGCCGCCGGUGGACGCCUUCUUUCUGCCGUACCGCGAUAUCUUCUCCCACGAGAAGCGCGACGUCCUCGUGAAGUUCAUCCACGCGCGCGUGGUGCCGAUGCUGGCGUGUCAGCCGUGGACAGCCAGCCGCGAGUACGGCGGCAUCCUGCUGCGUUGGAUGCUGUGGGGCAACGGCAUCGAUCUCUCCAUGUUCACGAUGGAUCAGCUGACGAGCGCCCACGCGAGCGGGGACGCGGCGGCUGCGCACGGCGGCGAGGUGGCCCUGCUGCAGGAGCGCGAGAAGGUUGCCUCGCUGGCGCAGGACGUCAACCUGAUCGGGAACGAGGUGGGUCGUGUGGAGGCGCACCUGCAGCGUCUGCUGGACCCGACGGACCCCGGCAACGGCUCGCGGCAGAUUGACAUCGUCAACGACAACGUCGGCGUCGAGGUCGUCUCGGAUUUGUGUUUCGGCCUGUGGUACGUGGAGCAGAUGGCGCUGCUGGGAGAGGCCGGCAAGGGCGGGCGCGUGGUCUACCACGUUAAGCCGAUGCCCUACUACGUCUCUGACGUCACACCGCGUGACUUCGAUCUCACGCUGCGGGAGCUGGAGGCGGCCUACACGGGUAGCGAGUUCGAGGCAGACGCGACGAAGCGGGCGGCGCUGAGGCACGUGCUGGAGCCCUUCGUUCAGCGCGUACGCGACUGCUUCGCGCGUGGCGUGUUCGCUGUGGAGGCGGAUACGGUGUGGACGCAGCCGUCCGAGUACCGCGAUUUACCCCCGCGCGUGCUGAACCGCUACUUCUACACCCAGCACGUUGCGACGCCUGCGAAGGCGGUCGGUGUGGCCGAGGCGCUGGCGGCGACCGGCAGCCCCAACACGCCGCAGGGAUUGUACCGCAUGAACAAGACCGAGGUGUACCCCCGCUCCGGCCUCGUGCUGUUCAAAGGAGACCUGAACUACCGCCGCCUCGUCGGGGACCGAUACUGGGACCGGUCCGACUUCAUCACGACGCUCGCCCCGACGGACAAGGCGGACCUGCACACGGCGCCGCAGGGCUACUCGGCGGCGGAGAAGGCGCUCGUGGAAGAGCUGACGCAGGACACACCGGCGUCCGCGCUGAUGGAUGCGCCGACGUUCCACGAGGUGAUAACGGCGUACUGGCCCUCGCACGCGGUGCCGGUGUGCGCCAUUCGCACCAUCAAGAGUGAGUGCUGCGUUGGUGUACCGGGCGACGUCAAGUCGAGGCUGGAUCAAGAGCUGGGCAUUGGGUGGCGUGUGACAGGCAAGUACGGUGAGAUCCUCUUCUCGGGGUAGGUCGAGCCAGUGGGAGCGCGGCUAAUCGGUUUCGUGAACAGCUUCUUGAUAUGCAGGUUGAGUGCACACCCGCUCUUUUUUCUUUUGAUUUUUGAAGCAUCUGCCUUUAUUUUUUUUUCCCUCUUCUCUCGUUUCACUUAGCGUCAACGUAUAUAUAUAUAUACAUAUAUACACACCUACACAUGGAAGGUUAAAAGAAGCUUAAAGAAGAGAACCAUCUGUGUGGGUGGGGGGGGGGGGGCCAAUGGCGAGUAGUCUCAUGAGGGGCACGCGGAACGCUUUCUUCUCCUCAUCGAAUGGCAGCCGCACGCUGCAUCCUUUAGUAUGCUUUCCUUUCGCUUCACAUUUGUUUCUUCUCUUUUUCAUUUGUGCGACCGUUCUCGUAGAGACAGGCAUCCGUAGGCUCGGCAAGUUGGAGAGAGGAGCCCUCUUUUUGGUUGGUUGUCUGUACCGUAAUUUCCCUUGCAUUCAUUGUUGUUCCUUCGUUGUGCCUCGCUGUGCGCGCGCGUGGGACUUCCGUUGCACUUCGUGAUCAUCAUCACGCAUCGAAGUCAACACCCAGCGUUGCACACGGCGCACACGAACACGAACAGCACCAUCAAAAAAAAAAAGGUGGCCCGAGCAAUGAUGCGUGGUGCUACGCACCCCGGCAUGGCGCUGACGUACACUGUCAGAAUGGCAUGAUGUUCUCUUGUGGCGCAUCGCUUUGUUUUACACGCUGGCGUUAUUUUUUUCCCUUUCUUUUGCUGCACGUGGCGUUCGCGGAGACGCCCCUCCGUUCGUGUGUGUGCGUGCGUUGUGCGUCCGCGGCGAAGUCGCUGCGUCCGCGAGAGAAGGAGAAGCCCACGAAGAUAAUAAAGCCGAUAUGCGGCCCCUCCUUUUUUUUUGUUGACAUAUAUUUCUGUGCUGUUGUAGUUGAUGUUGCUGGCGCCGUGCCAAGAAGAGGCGUUGCGGCACCUCUCUUCCGUGUUGAUCGGUUUGCUUAUCAACACACACACGCACUUCAGCUGCAGACGGUAUCGUACGUUUUGGCGGCGUCAGUUGAUUGUGGGGGAGUAGUUGGGGAAAACCCAAAACUAAGAAG
This is a messenger RNA of Leptomonas pyrrhocoris, 4284 nucleotides long. RefSeq lists its product as hypothetical. NCBI's taxonomy places the organism in Eukaryota, Euglenozoa, Kinetoplastea, Trypanosomatida, Trypanosomatidae. Gene Ontology annotation, biological process: DNA damage response. Gene Ontology annotation, cellular component: cytoplasm; nucleus. Gene Ontology annotation, molecular function: phosphatase activity. Bases 195 to 3200 code for a protein of 1001 amino acids. The record is from RefSeq and is a predicted model, not a curated record. The transcript has a single exon.